GGGGGGGGGGGAUGAACAAACCCCUGGGGAGCCGGGGGUGCCCCGAGGGUGGGACAUUCCCACAGGGAACGGGGUCCUGGGGGUUGCUGGGGGGCAGAGCCGCCUCGGGGGGGUCCCGGGGGUGAUGGGGUGUCCCCCCCCCGCAGCCACAGCCGCCCCUCGCCCCUGUCCCCCGCAGAUGGUGACAUCCCCGCGGCCGUGGCGCGCGCUGGUGGCCGUGUCCCUCUGUGCCCUGCUGUGCCUGGCGGCCGCGUACCCCCCGAAACCCGAGAGCCCCGGCGAGGACGCGUCCCCCGAGGAGAUGGCCCGGUACUUCUCGGCCCUUCGCCACUACAUCAACCUGGUGACGCGGCAGAGGUACGGGAAACGCUCCAGCCCCGGCGCCGCGGUGGCGGAGCUGCUCCUGGGGGCCGCCGGGGACAGGUCACGGUACGAUGACGACUCCUCGUGGUGACCGCCCCGCCCAGCUCCCCCCUGUCCCCCAAAUCCUCCCCAUCUCUCCGGGUCCCCCCAGGGGACCCAGGGCCAGCGCUGCAAGGCCGGGGACCCCCAGAACCCGGCCCGGGGGCGUCCCACUGCCGGGGGGGACCCCGACCCCGUCCCCUCCCCUCCGCUGCGGGGGGGUCCCGCGUGGUCCCUGCACGGCCCCGCAGCGACAAUAAAGAGCAC
Molecule: messenger RNA, 669 nt
Organism: Passer domesticus (house sparrow)
Lineage: Eukaryota; Metazoa; Chordata; Aves; Passeriformes; Passeridae
Product: peptide YY-like
Exons: 3
Coding region: 125-454 (109 amino acids)
Biological process (GO): feeding behavior; neuropeptide signaling pathway
Cellular component (GO): extracellular region
Molecular function (GO): neuropeptide hormone activity; neuropeptide Y receptor binding
Source: RefSeq, a predicted model, not a curated record